AUGUUUGGCAAUAGAAGACUCUUUUACUACGAAGUCGUGCUGCAGCGCAUGUGCAGCAGCCCCUGUAGCAGCAGCAGCAGCAGUAGCAGCAAAAUGGCUAGUCCAGGCGCUGCUGGGGCUUCAAACUGCAGCAGCAACAGCAGCAACAGCUUCACAACUCUCGAGACUAGAAAUAACGCCAUUAGUAGCAGCAGCAGCAGGCCCAGCCGGAAUAGCCUGAGCAGCAGCAGCAGCAGCAGCAGCAGCAGUAGCAGGAGCAGCAGCAAUAGCAGCAGCAAGAGUCGCUGCAAGAAAAGCAAGAGCAGCAGCAGGAAGGCCCGCUGCAGGUCACGCAGCAGCAGCUGCAGCAGCCGCCCCUUUAAGCUCCGGGUUUACAGCAGCAGCAGAAGCAGCCCUCCUUCGCAGCAGCAGCAGCAGCAGCAGCAAGUUCCUACGGACAGUGCCUUUGCUGCUGCAGUUUUUCCAGAGGUGAAGCGGCUCGUGCUGCGCCUUGCGCACAAGGCAGCAGCUGCGGGCACAGCCCCUGCGUCCCCACCCACAGCAGCAGCAGCAGCAGCAGCAGCAGCAGCAACAACAGCAGCAGCAGCAGCAGCAGCAGAUCCGGGAUAUGAAGAGCGGUCUGUUGAGCUGCCCUGGCAGUUCGCACGCAGCGAAAAACGGCUGAGGCGUUUUGUUGCUUCUUUGUUUGGCUUGGAGCUGGCAGCAAUCCUUAGUCUUAAGACUGAAGAAGGUUUCUCUUUGCCUCUUCACUGGGAUGCUCUGAAGACUGGCGGCUGUUAUUACCUUGACUUGCGGGUGCAGGGAUCUCCUGCUGCUGCUGCUGCUGCUGCUGCUGCUGCUGCUCAGGCUAUUCCGGCUGGGCCUGCUGCUGCUGCUACUAAUGGCGUUAUUUCUAGUCUCGAGAGUUGUGAAGCUGUUGCUGCUGUUGCUGCUGCAGCUGAAGGGGGAGCAGCAACAAAAACAGAUGCUUCUGCUGCUGCUCGAGCUAAGGAGCCGCCAACUGCAGCAGCUGCUGAUGCUAUUGCUGCUGAUGGCGACAUUUCAGAAGCAGCAGCAGCAACAGCAGCAGAUGCUGCUGCUGCUGGAAUGAGUUUGCAAAAGAAGUCGAGGGAGUCGAGGCAGCUGCGGCAGCAGCAGCAGCAGCAGCAACAGCAACAGCAGCAGCAACAGCAGCUGGAGAAGCCGCAGCAGCGAAAGGAGGGACGAAAGCAGCAGCGACAGGAACCACAAGAAGAGCAGCAGCAACGGCAGCAGCAGCAGCAGCAGCGACUUCCAGGGGCAGGUUCAAACGCUCAGAGGCCGUCUACUCUAGAAGAGAAGCCAAAGGCAGCAGCAGCAGCUGCUACUGCUGCUGCAGCAGACAGCAGCGCCGGUGUGGCUGCCGCCAGCAGCAGCACUGUCGUUUCGGCCGAAGCUCCGCAACGUGUAUCACAAACAGCAGCCGCAACAGCAGCAGCAGCACGAGCAGCAGCAGCAGCUGCUGCUGCUGCUGCUGCCAGCCAAGGCAUGCUGGCGGUGACGGCGCCCGUGACUCGUCAGAUUGUUUGGAUAAAUUGGGGGCAGCGGGAUUCUGAAGAGAUGCCCCACAGCAGCAGCAGCAGCAGCAGCAGCAGCAGCUGGGGCAGCAGCAAACUGGCUUUGGGGAGCUGCAGCAGCUGCGUGAGCGGGAGCUGCAGCGGCUGCUGCUGCAGCGUUUGUUUGGCUGCUGCGAAGCAGCAGCAGCAGCAGCAACUCCUGCGUGGGGUGGCGCUGCUGCUGCUGUGGGCCGACGCGCAGCUGGGGGGCUGCGGGGAAAUCUGCUUCUCUGCAGAGGGCUUGGCAGCAGCCUUGUAUUUCUCUGGCCCGCAGCAGCAGCAGCAGCAGGCAGCUGCAGCAGCAGCAGCAGCAAAAGCGCGCUGCCAGAAAACCGCUGAGCAGGCGCUAGCCCGGUAUUUGCUGCAUGUGGUCUUCCAUGGCCCUGUUCAUCAAUCUUUGAGAGCAGCAGAAGCAGUAGCAGCAACCAAAGCAGCAGCAGCAGCAACUGCAACACGAACAAGAGCAGCACAAGUUGCAUCAACGCGGCCUCGCAAAGUCAGCAACAAAAGCAGCAGCAGCAGCAGCAGCAGUUGUCCAGCAGCAGACACACAUCUUGAACCUGCUGCUGCCUUUGAGGAACUCCGCCGCGUCAGCAGAAGGCCCUCUGAGCCACACUGGCUGCAGCAGCUGCUGCAGCAUCUAGCUCUGAGCAGCAGCAGCAGCAGCAGCGAUAGCCACAGCAGCAGUGGCAGCAGCAGCAGCAUCAGCGGCGGCGCCAGCAGCAACGCAGUUAAAGUGCUAGCUGCCUGUAGCUCAGGGAUGAGGGAAACACUUAUGAGUUUUUUUGUUAAUGAGCUCGCGAGCAGCAGCAGCAGCAGCAGCAGCAGCACAGCGCAGUAUCUGGCAGCACAUCGCUGCUGCACUUUACGUCCGUUUGACUAUCGUGCUGCUGCUUUUCCCAGGGAGUCCCUGUUGCUGCAGCGACAGGAGCUGCGCUCUUGCGCCUGUGCGGCUGCUGCUGCUGCUACUGCUACUGCUCCUGCUGCUGCUGCUGCUGCUGCUGCUGGGCAUCGGCUUUGCUCUGUGACGACAGCCGAAGAAGAGGCGUUUGAAAAUGCAGCUGUAGAUACACUGGGCACUCUGCUGGGGCAGCUUCUGGGGGCCACAAAGUUGCUGCUGGAGUUAGCCCGCAGCAGCACCAGCAGCAGCAGCAGCAGCAGCAGCAAACUGAAUCAGGUUGAGGCUGCUGCUUUUCGGGUUGAAGGGACGCUUGCUGCUGCUGCAGGCCAGUUUUGCUGCGCGGUUCUUUGGUUGAGGGCAGCUCAACGCGCGCGCCGCCGCAUAAAGAUGCUGCUGCAGGUGCUGCAGACGCCGGACCAAUUAGCAGCAGCAGCAGCAGCAGCAGCAGCAGCAGCAAAAACGUCAGGCUCAGAAGGAGGCAUCGCACAGCAGAUGGUGAAGCAGCGGGAACGGCGAGCAGCCUUCAUCCGCCUAUUGAAGACCCAGGCAGCUUCUGCUGCUGCCGAUGGUAUCAGUGACAGCUGCAGCAGCAGCAACAGCAGCAAGAGCUGCGGCAUCAACAGCAGCAGCAACAGCAACAGCUCGUGGCCCUUGAGAGUUGCAGCAGGAGAAAGAACCCAAAUGGUGGUUGUGCUGCCGCAGCAGCAAUUGGCAGUAGAUGAGGGCUGUCUUACAGAGGAGCUGAAGCAGCUUGAAGCUGCCCUGCAGGGCGACAGCAGCAGCAGCAGCAGCAGCGACUCCAGCAGCAGCGGUAACUGCAGAAGAGUCAGAAGCUCUGUGAAGGAGUUGAGGCAGUCCUUACAUCCCCCGUGGGCAGUUCUCGAAAGCCUCAAGUGUGGCGCAAGCAGCAGCAGCAGCAACAGCAGCAGCAAUGGCAGCAGCAGCAGCAGCAGCAGCGUCCAGGUGGCAUCCAACGUAGUGGUGCUGCUGCCAUUCGCCCCUCCCUCGAAGUGUGGGGCCCUGCGGUUUGCUGAGGAGCUGAGGGCAUUUUGUGCGGGAGUAGCUGCAGUUCUUGAGCUGCAGCAGCAGCUGCAGCAGCAGCAGCUGCCGCUGCUGCAGCAGCUGCAGCAGCGCCGAACCGCGGGCGUCUCCACGUCGGUAUUCCUUUGCCUGCCCCCUCCCGUCAGCAGCAAACCUCCCACAAGCACCAGCGACAGCAGCAGCAGCGGUACUAACAGCGCUGAAGGCAGCAGCAGCAACAGCAGCAGCAGCAACAGCAGCAGCGGCUGUGGCACGGCGUGCUGCAUGCAGUGUCGCAUCUCGUUGGCAGAAGAGGCAGCUUCAAGGGUUUUAGAAAGCCGCUUGCGGGGAGGCCAGUGCAGCAGCAACAGCAGCAGCAACAGCAGCAGCAACAGCAGCAGCAACAGCGCAGCAGCAGCAGCAGCAACUGAGUCUGCUUCAGCUAUACGGGCACCAUCUCUGGACAUUUCUCUUGCUGCUGCAGCGCUUUGGCUCGCCGCUGGAGUGCCGCUGCGCGGCUCACUGCAGCCACCUGCAGCAGCAACAGCAGCUGUUUCUGCAGCAGCAGAAGCAGCAGCAAGUGUUCCUGCAGCAGCUACUGCUGCUGCAGCGUAUGAUUCUGCUGCUAAUCGCUCAGAGCUGCUUGCUUUGGGGCGUGCUGCGCUCGCUGCCGUGCGGGCUAUUCACAAGAGGGACUUGGAGCUGCAGCAGCAGCUGCCGCUGCUGCUGCCUUUGGCCUGCAGCAAGCUGCAGCAGCCCGAAGCAGCAGCAGCAGCAGCAAAGUCGUCUCCGUCCUUCCCGCUUCAGGGGUCCCUUGAGAUCCGCCUUGCAUGCGCGCAGCAGAGCACAAGCAGCAGCAGGUGCUGCAGCAGCCGCAGCGAGGCUGCACUCCUGCUGCUGCAGCAGCAGCAGCAGGCAAGGCGGAGCAGCACAGACAGCAGCAAGGAGUUGGCGAGCUUGCUGCUGCAGGCAGCAACGGACUGCGCUGUCUCCUUUGCCCUGCAGCAGCUGCUGCAGACGGCGGAGACCCUAAGCCCAGAGCUGCAAAUGACCUUGCUGCAGCUGCAGGCCGCGCUGCAGCAAACUGGCUGGAUGUUCAGGAGUCUCCUCUACGAGCCGUCGUGGGUGGAGUUGUGCAGUCUGGCGGAGAUGCUGCAGGCUCAGCAGCAGCAGCAGCAGCAACAGCAGCAGCAGCAGCAAGUGGUGUGCCUGAGAGUCAUGGGCCCGCAAACGAUCCUCAACGGCAAAGGCCUCGACCAAGUGACCCUCGUGGAACGGCGGCUUCUGCGGGUGGUGCCGCUGGCAGCAGCAGCAGCAACAGCAGCAGCAGCAGCAGCAGCAGCAGAAACUGCAGCAGCAACGGAGGACACAACACCUGCAUCUGAGGACCUCAAAGGGGGAAUCGCGCUGGAGCUUCUGAGUGUCUUUGUCUGCUGCCGCCUGUCCUAUGCGGAUGCGCAGCAGCUGCUGCAGCAGCAGCAGCAGCAGCAGCCGCACCCACUGCUUCGCUUCUACUGGCUAAUGGGCGCGUUGCACCCAGUGCCCGUCGUGCUGCUGCGGCACCCAUUGGCCGCGCGAUAUUCGCCUUGCUGCUGCAGCAGCUGCAGCAGCAGCAGCAGCAGCAAGUUUAAUGAUAGGGGCAGCAGCGACCUGUUUCUACUUGCUUCCGCCACGGGCCUGCAAUGCGGCAUUGCUCUGACAGCUGCGGAAGCCUCCCGUAUCCUCUCAGAGAGACGGCUGCAGCAGCUGCGGGACUCAUUUGCUGCUACAUUUGCUGCUGCUUGGAGCCUCCGCGAGAGCGCAGCGCUGUUGGAUGCAUGCGCUGUGCGGCAGCGGAGCCGCGAGGACUCAGCAGCAGCAGCAGCAGCAGCAGCUGUUGCUACUGCUGCUGCUCUGGACGAAGCACGCUGCAGCGCACAGCAGCAGCAGCAGGAAAUGCAGCAGCAGCGGGACGAAGGGGGCUUCAGCUCGUUGCUGCGGUGGACCAGCAAGCAGCAAAAGCUGCUGCUGCUUACUGCCGUCCACUGCUGCUGCUGUGACAGCAAGUCUGCGUGCAGCAGCAGCGGCGACACCGGAGCAAGCAGCAGCAGCAGCAGUAACAGUUGCUGCUGCAGCUGCUCCGGGGCACUCCGCGCCAAGGAAGCCAGCGCGUUCGCCUUGGCAGCAGCAGAAUGCUCUGGUGUUCUCGCUGCGCUGCAGCUGCCGCCAGCAGCAGCGGCUGCUGCUGCUGUCCAGUGCCUGCCGUGUCCCAUCAGCAGCAACAGCAGCAGCAGCAGCGCUAGCAACAGCAGCGGCAGCUGCAGCAGCAGCAGAAGCCGGAGGUUAGCGCAGCAAGGCUCUUUAGCCAAGCCAGAGCAAGGGGAUACAAGCAGCAGCACUUCCGCAGCAGGCAGAAGCAGCCCCACGUGCAGCAGCAGCACCGACGGCAGCAGCAGCAGCAGCGACAGCAGCAGCAGGGUUUCAUUGCCUCUGGUGAUGCGAAGCGUUGCGGCGCUGCUGCACGGGGCGGCGAGCAGCUCUGAGGCAGGAGCAGCAAGCAGUGCUGCAGCAGUAACAAGUUGGGGAAAAGUAACGGCGGAGAAAGCAGAAGCAGCAGCAACAGCAGCAACAGCAACAGCAGCAGCAGCAACAGCAGCAGGAGGCGAAUUUCGGGACCCGUUGCUGCAUUGUCUGCAGCAGGUGUGUGGCUGCCAAGGCCGUCGGGCAGGACUGCCUCAGCCAGUGCUGCUGCAUGUGCUGCCGGAGGCCCAAGCUGCUGCUGCUGCUGCCGCUGCUGCUGCUGCUGCUGCUGCUUCUAAAGGCGGCGGUCACCGCAGCAGCAGUAGCAGCAGCAGCAACAGCGAGGACCCUGCAGCAGGAGAGUGGGUGUUGGGCUGGCGGGUGCCGGAGGCAGCAGCAAGUCUUCUCGUCGAUGCUCUCAGCAGCAGCAGCAGCACUUCCAGCUUGCUGUGGCGGCAGCAGCUGCAGCCACACACAGCAGCAGCAGCAGCAGCCGACAAGCUAGCUUUUCACUGGUAUGAACUGCACAAGAACCAGCAGGAUCAGGCCCCGGCGGCGCUGCAGCUGCAACAGCAGCAGCAGCAGCAGCAGCAGCAGCAGCAGCUGACGCGCAGGCAGCAGAAAUAUUUAGAAGACACACCCUGGCGCUUUUUGCUGCACAGCGGAAUAACAUUUGGCGGGUUUGUGGGGGGGAGGUCUCGGGUUUGUAUUUCCCGAGCAAUGCUGCGGGAGCUGGCCGACUGCCUGCAGCAGCAGCAGCAGCAACAGCAGCAGCAGCCGCAGCAGCAGCAGCAGACCAACGCCUGGACCAACUGGCACUCUCUGGGUAGUGCUGUGGCCGUGCUGCCGCUGCUGCGUCGCAUGAGGGAGCAGCAGGAGCAGGAGCUACAGCAGCAGCAGCAGCAGCAGCAGCAGGAGGCUUUGUGGAGGAGCUCGGAGCCGCUCGCUCAGCAGAAACGGCAGCAGCAGAAACAGUUGCUUUUUCGAUUCCCCUGGGGCUCCUCUGCAGAGAUGUUGCUGUUGCUGCUGCUGCUGCUGCUUCGUGCUGCUGCUUUCCUGCAGCCCUGGAAGAUGCGGCUGCAGGGUUGCUGCUGCUGCAGCAGCAGCUGCCGCUUCUUUGUCAAAAGCAAACGGCAGCUCGUAAUUGACAUGAAGACUUGUCAUUUGUGUCUCUUGGAUCAGGUCUUUGUUGCUAGCUGCUGCCCAGUGAGUCAGCUGCAGCAGCGGCAGCAGCAACCGCGGCAGCAGCAGCAAGUGCCAAGGCGGCAGCAAGCGCAACAGCAGCAGCAGCACGAGGGGCAGCAGCAGCAGCUGCACCAGCUGGGUCAGCAGCAGCAGCAACAGAAGCAACUUGACGCAUCCAGCGCACUUGCUGCUCAUGCAGCACCAGCAGCAACGCGAACAGGCGCACCCUCCGCUGCUGCUCCUGCUCCUGCUGCUGCUGCUGCUGCUGCUCCAGUUGCUGCCCGGGUCGCCGUGGAACGGCUCAUAGAAAACGUGCAGCGGCCGAACAGCCGUAAGACAGCAACUUCGGAAGCAGCUUCGCCUACUGCUGCUGCUGUUGCUGUUUCUGCUGCUGCUGCUGCAUGCUCUCCAUCUGGAUUUGCUCCGACCUCAGCAGCAGCGCAUUCACUACAACGGCCGUUGCAGCAGCGACACGAAAAUCUCAGGCAGCAGCAGCAGCAGCAGCGGCAGCAGCAGCAGCAGUACCAUGGCAGGCAGCAGCCGCUGCAGCUGUUUCCCCCUGUUGGCGAAUCAGCCGCCGUUCCCACUCUGUGUGCAGCAGCAGCAGCAACAGCAGCAAGCGCCGGUGGCAGCAACAGUGGCAGGCGUGCUGCUGCUGCUUUUAGGACAGCAGCAGAACUUCCUGAUGCUGCGGCUGUUGCUACUUCUCCUCAGAUGCCUGCAGCACACCGCGUUGCUGCUGCAUCUAGUGGUUCUUAUGCUAAGGAGAAGGAACAACAAUCGCCCCGUGCUGCAGCAGCUGCAACAACAGCAGCAGCAGCAGCAGCUGCUGCUGCUGCUGCGGAGUCCGAAGACGAGCUUGUAGUUUACAUAGACACAGAGAGCGACAUUGAUACUGCUGAAAAUGCCCCGCAGGCAGCAGCAGCAGCAGCAGCAACAGCUGCAGCAGCGCCUGUUACCAUAGCAGCGCCUGCGGGCUCCAACCAGCAGCAGCAGCAGCAGCAGCAGCAACAGCAGCAGGCCAGCAACGCAACAGAAGCCCGUAAACCACUGCUGGGAGAGCUCCGAGAGCAGCAGCUGCAGCUGCGGCAGCAUUUAAUGGGAAAGCCACGGUCUCCGCAGCAGCAGCAGCAGCAGCAGCAGCAGCUGCAACGGUUGCAGCAUACCAAGGAGCGAAGCCCUAGACCACAUCAAACGUCUCCGCAUGAGACACUUCAGCAACCGCGGCAGGAACCGCUGCUGCUGCAGCAAAAGCUACAGCUGCAGAAGCAGCAGCAGCAGCAGCAGCAGCGGGAACAGCAGCUCCUUGCUUCCGUCUCUAGAUCGCAAAUACAGCGCCAACUGGGCUCUCCAGAAGCAGCAGCAGCAGCGGCAGAAGCGGCAGCAGCAGCAACUGCAGCAGCAACACCUGCAGCAGCAGAAGAGUGUGACUGCAGCCAAAGGAGGCCGAGCAAAAGUGGUCUGAAGCGGCAGCAAGCCCGCAGCAGAAGCAGCAGCAGCAGCAGCAGCAGCAGUUCGCCGCAGUCGAAAGGACCAGAGACAAUUGCUGCUGCCAAUGCUGAUGCUGAUGCUGAUGCUUCCCCUGUAAUUAUUACCUUGAGUGACUCUGACACUCCAGAUGACCAGCAGCAGCAGCAGCAGCAAUGGCAGCAGCAGCAGCAAGGGCAACAGCAGCAAGACUGGUUAGGCUUGCAUUCAAGAGGCGCUGUCUCUGCUUCUGCAGCGUCUCUCUCUCCAGCGUCUCGAAGUGGGGCAGCAGCAGCAGCAGGGGCAGCAGCAGCAGGGGCAGCAGCAGCAGCAGCGACUAGAAGGAAGGACGGAAGCGCCUCGGGUGUUGCAGCGGCAGGCUGUUGUGCUGCAGCAGGCCACGCAGCAGCAGCAGACACAGGAGCAGCGACAGUAGCCACGAUGACGGCAGCAGUGACGAAGAAGCAGCAAGUGGAGCAGCAGCUGCUUCAGCAGCAGCUGCUGCAGCAGCAACUGCUGCAGCAGCCGGACGCUGGCCUAGGUGGGGAGCCCCGUAGGCGCGUGCUGCUGAACCCUGAGCAGCAGCUGGAGACUUUGACAUCCCGCAAGAGGCAGCAGCAGCAGCAGCAGCUGGUGCAGCGGCGCAGCACCUACAAUGACCACAGCAGCAGCAGCAGCAGCAGCAGCACUGCUGCUUCCCAGGAGCAGUUUUCAAGCGAGUCGCUUGAGCACUGUUCUGGGGGGAGCCGCAGCGGCGGCAAAACAGUCCGGGGUUUGCUCAUGAGUUACAAGAAAGGCGGGGUCCUGUAG
Molecule: messenger RNA, 9456 nt
Organism: Eimeria tenella
Lineage: Eukaryota; Apicomplexa; Conoidasida; Eucoccidiorida; Eimeriidae
Exons: 7
Coding region: 1-9456 (3151 amino acids)
Cellular component (GO): nucleoplasm; nucleolus
Source: RefSeq, a predicted model, not a curated record